This is a messenger RNA of Chenopodium quinoa (quinoa), 1744 nucleotides long. Its product is annotated as UPF0496 protein At3g19330-like. Lineage: Eukaryota; Viridiplantae; Streptophyta; Magnoliopsida; Caryophyllales; Amaranthaceae. The record is from RefSeq and is a predicted model, not a curated record. The coding region runs from base 190 to 1311 and encodes 373 amino acids. The transcript is spliced from 3 exons.
ACUCUUGUGACUUUGUGAGCUGCUGAAACUUUCUCUGACUCCAUCACUUCAGCAACUCUCUCUCUCUCUUCUUCUGCAAGUUUAUCGUCUUCUUCUUAAAUUCUGCAAUUUAAGUGUGAACCUCAAUGUUUGAACUAUUUGGUAGUCAAAAGGGGACUGCUUACUUCUUUGUAGAUAAAACUGCAAGAUAUGCCGAGUUGCUUGACCUUGAAAUCAUUGACCUCAUCUUCUGGAACCACAGUAACUAGCCCUACGCAUCAUCCAGGUGAAGGGAAUUCGUCACAGGGAACACCUACUACAUCUGGAACAAGUGCUGUACCUUCACCUACUGUCAAUCUCUCACAAGAGUAUGCACUUGCAGUUCAGACGAGUUCCUACAACGAGAUAUGGUCCAGGAUUCAUGUAGUUGAGCACUAUCAGAACAACGAGGCUGACCAGCAACCACAGCUUUUGUUGUCUCAAGUCCUUCAGCCUGAUCGUGAGGCUGUCAAUGAGGUGCUGCAGCAUGCCCCAGCCACCACUUUUACUCAACUCGUCACUGCUUACUUUGAACACAGUGAGGAAACAUGCCAGCUUCUCCUCCUCCUCCACCGUAAUAUUCAUCAUGCCCGCUCCUUGUAUGCCCAUGUACAUGACUUUGUUGACAUCCUACCUACUGACACAGAAUCUAUGACUGAAUUACAAUGCAAUCACGCCUUCGAUGUUCUUCUUCAGUUUGAACAGAAAGGGAACCCUUUCCCAUGCCCUGAUUCCAACAACUUUCAAGACAUGCGACUUUGCUUUUUCCAGCUCAAGCAACAGGUUGACCAGCGCCUUGAGAAGUCCCGUGGCAGGGUUCGUCGAGUACGCUGUGGCACCACCACAUCAGCAGUAUGUUUAAUUGGGGCAGCUGUUGGAGUUACUAUAGCAGCCAUUGCCAUUGGUGCUCAUGCAUUGGUCGCCCUGGUAGGCUUUUCCAGCUGCCCAAUAAUGUUCCCCUCGAAAAUUACAAAGAGGGAAGAAGCAAAUACGACACAGCUUGAUGCUGCAGCCAUGAGUGCUUUUGUGCUGCAUCAUUCUUUGGACACCAUUGAUCGCCUUGUCUCACUCCUACAUACUGAAAUCGAGGGGGAUAGGCUUUUGAUUCGCCGCGGGUUGGACUGGGGUAGGGAUAAGUACCUUACAUAUGAAGUGGUGAAGCAGCUAAGGAAGAACCGUGUAAGUUUAUUCGACCAGUUUACUGAUCUUGAGGAGAAAAUUUGCCUCUGCUUUUCUGCAAUUAACAAAACCAGAUCGCUCCUCCUCAAAGGGGUACCUCUUUAUCAGAUAUAGUCUUGACUCUAGCGUUCAUGUAGUUUAAUUUUAUUUAUUUAUUUUUUUUUUUUACAAAAAUGCCCACUUUUUGGGAUCUAUAAAAAAUGUCAUUAUUUUGUAAGUUUUCAAUAUUACAUGUUCUUAAUAACAGUCUUAACAGAUUAAGUGUACGAUAAUAUGUAGUAUAAUUACAACAUACUUGGUACAUUUUUUUAGUCAAAAUUGUCAAAAAGUAUUUUGUUCAUUGUGGAGUUUGUGAAUUAGUACCUUAUUUAUUUAUUUAUUUUUGUUUAACUAGCACCUUGAUUUCAAGGAAGUAUUAAAAACACCUCCUUAGCUCAACUUACUGUCUUUACUGACGAGAAAGUCAAUUUUUAGAGCAUUGACACCAUUUUCCACCAAUUUUUAGAGCGAGAUGUACACUCAAACACAAAAUCUCACACGCCUUCAC